Molecule: messenger RNA, 6296 nt
Organism: Porites evermanni
Lineage: Eukaryota; Metazoa; Cnidaria; Anthozoa; Scleractinia; Poritidae
Source: the annotation of a GenBank genome assembly
AUGGACUACUUUAAAUUUGUUUCUUCAGAUACUCCAGUUGGAUAUACAAAAGUGCAGAGAGCUGUGUCGGCGGCAUUGUACUCCAUAACAAUUCCAGUAGCUUUGACGGGAAAUAUUCUUUUGAUUUUCAUUGUGACGAGGAGGCCUAAGACGAGGACGUUAACUGGGUUUCUCUUUGUAAACAUGGCUGCCGCUGACCUAUUAGUAACGUUGGUCGAUAUGCCAUCUGCGAUGGCAGUCCCUUUUACGAGCAUACAAUGGCCGCCAGGUAUUAUGGGAGACAUAACGUGCAAGGCCGUAUACUUCGGUUUCUUUGUUGCCAUAACAGCAUCUAUUUUAAGCCUUACACUCAUGUCAGUGGAUCGUUUCUUAGGAGUAGUCUAUCCGCUCCGCCGGUUUCCACGAUUUCGAAACGCACGACUCCUAAGCUUCAUAAUCUGGCUAAGUUCGAUGAUCUUUAUGAUCCCAGUGGCUAUUUUGUGGAAGGUUACAGAUGAAUUUAAACCUGGGAAAUUCCAGUGCUUUGCCUCUUUCGGGAAUCUGCUCGGAGAUUACAAAAACGAUAUAACAUUUCUCUACACGUAUCUUUUCUUUCUCAAAUACUUGAUUCCACUUUGCCUGAUAACAGUACUUUAUGACCUCGUUUCUCGCACACUUUGGCGGCAUAAUGUUCCAGGUGAUCGCUUAGUUUCAAGUGAUUUCGACUCAAAACGUCGCCAGGGAAGAAAGAAAAUUGUGCGCACACUUGUCGUUGUCACCGCUGCCUUUGCAAUUUGCUGGCUCCCAGCACAGUCUUACUAUCUUAUCUUAGCUUUUAACUUUGAACUUCAUGACCGUCUUCCUCGAUUUGUAAUGUUCGUGUGCAACUGGUGUGGACAUUCCAACAGUGCCGUCAAUCCAUGGCUGUACAUGUUAUUAUCGAAAAAAUUUCGUAGAGUCCUAAGUGACAUGAUGUAUAAACUAUAUUUGAAAAUUUACUUAACAUUAUCCCAUCCGGAUCCCAACAGGGAAACCUGCGUGUGAGUCACAAGUAAGUACCUUCCGGCUCUGUGUCACCUAGCCAGCAAAUACAGAAGUCUCUCUUCGCUCCCCCACGGGGGGGGGGGGGGGGGGGGGGGAAAGCAUAUGAAAGGGGUGAGGAUGCUCGUCGAAAAUUUUGAAUUAAACCCCUAAGGAGACCGAUCUGGGCGUGGCCCAAGCUUUUUUUGACCCCUAAAAGAGACCAUGUUGAAACAAAGACAAUAUAUACAUACUUAUAUUUGUCGAGUGCGAUCCUAAACGAGACCUUCACGGCUAAAUAUGAUGGCGUUUUGCCCAGAACACCCUAAGUGAGACCAAAAUCCGAAAUUUACACCCCUAAGCGAGACGACGAGCAUCCCCACCCCUUUCAUAUGCGGAGUCCCUCUCCUGGGUUCGUUCCUCGCCGCCAAAGACGUUUCGAGUGAGAGAAGUCAGCGAUUCGGCCCCAAAAAUUCCACAGUGAUGAAGUGAAUCAAUGUUUACAUGAUUAAGCUGGUAGUCAUGGGGUUUCAGAUGUAAAAUUGUUCGAGUUUAAGUUUCUCUUGGUCUAUUAUCGUUCUGCGAACGGGCAGUAGCAAAACUUAUCAGAAUUGAAGUUUUGGCGCCAAAUCGCAGACGUCUCUCCCACGAAAGAGCAAGGAGAGACGGUUGUAUUCGUAGGCUUAAGUGGCGCUCUAAAUUUAAUUCGCGUCAUUAGUUCUUGUAGUUUUUUUUUGUACCAUCUUGUAGACAAUGUAUUUCUUCAACUAUAGAUAGUUGCUCAAUCAUCAGCCACACAAUGUUUCCAGUAUUUUUUUUUGAAAGAUGUUAAUACUUGCGUAAAGUUUAUAAAAUGGAGGGUCGUAUCUCAGAGAGGAUAACUAGCAAAAAGGAAAUACGCAUUCGCCAAUAAGGCCCUUUGCAGCUAGCCAUUCGCAACGGAGUUACAAAACCGCCAUGUAGGGGAGAAGGAGACAAGACAACCAAAAGAUCACCCUUUAUUUAACUUGUCCCAGUGCGUCAAUUGCUCUCCAGCGUGGUGGUUUUGUACCAAGUGAAUCACUAACUGCAAAAGCUUGCAAAGAGGCUACUACAAUGGUCCCCACUUUUCUAAAAAAAACUAAGCAAAACUUCAGUGCCAGCACCAUGGCAAAUGUCAGUUCUCUGAGCUCGCUGUCGUUGUUGCUGGGGGUAUGAGUGAAUAGUCGUAAUUUAAUUAAUCCGGCCUACAUGUACGUAAGGAAGGAUUUCAAACCGGUGUAACUACCCCGGCAGUAUCACUAGACAUGGCAAGUUCUGACAGAGCAGUUUACCCCCUUAUUUUUUAAAAGUCAUUUGUCCAUUCAAGACCUUCCUCUGAUAUGGUGAGUUUUUUCACACACUGUUCAGUCACGUUUGUCACUCGUUCGCAGCCACAUGUAGUAGCUUGCGUCUCAGGGAAAAGCAUACGAACCAUGGUUCAAUUGGUGGGCAUAUACAGUAUAGGGCUGACGUCACAGACCGCAACCAGACAUGAAUACAGAAAAAGAUUAAGAUACAAAAAUCAUGAGAGAAAUUCUAUGUAACCUAACGUGCCGCGCAACAAGAAAUGCGACUUUCUUCAAAUGAAAUGUAACUUAACUAACGACAUUAUAGAGUACCCUGCAUCCAGCCAUGAUCCGUAGGUGUCUGUAUGAUAGGCGAGGUUCCCAUGCAAGUUAGUCGCUUGUGCCGCAUACAGACCGCAGCGUAUGUCGAUGGAAAACAAUGAAUGAAUCUGAUGGUAGUUCUUAUUCAGUUUUUGCCAACAUUGUAAAGAUUGAUUUAAGUUCCGAUUAACAUGAAACUUAAGAACCUAACGUAGCAGGUUAAACUUAACGCAGUCUGAUAUUUUGAUGAAACAAAAUGUCACAAAAUCAAGUCGAAUCCAAGCAAAGUGAGUGUUCCUUCGUGGAAUAAUUGUUAAAUAAUUGUACAUUUUACUAAGGCAUACCUAUGGCCUAUUAUAAAAGAUGGCCCAGUAUAUGAACUAACUUAUGCAGAAUUCCUAUCCUUUGUCCAUUCAAAUGAAAGCUCUUUGACGUUCCUAUUGUCACGUUAAAUUUACGUUUAAGUUUCCUGAACAUUCACUCUUCAGGGGUGAAGCGGAAAGGCUUGAGCUCAGUUAUAGUUUUUGCAGAUCUUAUACGCGUUCUGCACCGUACAGCUUUCAAUGUUUUCUAUCGAUGUCUUGAUACGUUGUGUGGCACGACUUAACAACAAAAAACAACAACAAAAACAACAAAAUUAAUUAAAAGAACAUAGACAGACGUGACGGAACUAUUAAGAAGCAGCAUUUACAUAUCUUAUGGAGACGACGUGAGGACAAUCGCACAGGAACAGUAGGUUAUUCCUCUUAAGUUAUUUUAAGUAACAAAACUCAACAGGCAUUUGAGCUAACGCUCUGGUAAGUGGUGUACUACAGUUUAAGGCAGAGCAGAGGUGGUGGUAAGGUAAUUUCAUGAUACUAAAACGUCAUUCAUACAGACCGCGUCGUAUUUUCAAUAGCCUUUGUACAGACUCCCGAUUUUUCCUGAGGAGUGGAGGGGUCCGUACACAGCCUACAUUUCAAUUACUUCUCGGCUCCUGUAUCUUGACCGUUGAUCCUAAUUGGCCAUUAUAUUCUGAGUUUGAGUGUGAGACUGGCUCGUCGUUUUGCGAAUUGCAUUAUGAUACUCUUGAGGAAGCUAUCGCUUCUUUCAUUGGCUUUCACGAGGUUGGGCGGGAAACUGGGUGUGCAAUUCCCAUUCUCGUCCCCAGAGCCUCCUGGGGGCCUGAGCACGAGCACCAUGAGGCUCUAGGGACACAGGAUUUGAAGUCCUAGAUUUUAGGUCAUUAGAAAUGACCGGAAGUCCUAAAAUUCUGUGUCCCCAGAGCCUCCUGGUCCUCGUGCUCAGGCCCCCAGGAGGCUCUGGAGACGAGAAUGUGCAAUUCCACACAACACGGACCCAGUCCCACGCGCAGCCUCGAAGUGGAUCUUUUUGUUUAAAAAAAAAAAAAACUAAAAUCAAAACCAAAAAUUAAAAAAACGAACAUUAGGUCGAUAUAAAGUCUUUUGAGGUCCAGGAUUUCGCUUAAAAAGUUACUCCUCGUCCAGUAACAGGCUCCGUGCAGUGCUUCAGGAUCUUGUUGAUUCUACAGAUCGCUCGUGGUUUUAUUUUCCGGUAUAACACUCACAUCAGUUUUAAGCCUUAAUUAUCCCUUCUUUGGUGCUUAUCUAUUUCACCACGCCAAAUUAAUUUUUUUGGUCUCCCCCGAGGCAUUCUCUCAAGGGGAUUUAAAAUGUUGCAAAAAAAUAACUUAAAUAUGCUUAAUUUAUUUUCUGAUUGAUAUUUACAUUUACUUCACGAUAAAUCGACAAAAACGAGACGAGGCUUUGUGUAAUAGAAGUCUGAUGGGCGAAAUAAUAAUAUUUUUUUUACCUUCUAAAGUCAACAAACGUUGAUUCCCUCAAACACAUUGCCCAUUUUAUUUACGUGCCCCAACAGGAAGGUGCCGGAUAUGUAUUUUGAGGGUAAACAAAAUUGCGGACAAUAUAUGACUGUCGAAUAAAUUAAACAUAUUGGAAAAAGGAUACGAGGCAAUUUUAAUUGAGUGAGAUUUAAUUUAAACAAAGGAAUAAAAUCCUUUCAAAGAACUGUCUAUAAGUUAAAGACAAAACAAAACACCUCCACUCUCGGUUGACAAUGGUUGUUGACGUGACCUGCGGUUCUAAUUUUCCACUGUUUUCAGUGUUUUUGUCACUUAUCUGAUUUUGGUAUUAUGUACGCUGGGCUGUGUUAAAAUACAGUUCGGUUAUGUAACUUUAGGAGCCUCAAAACUUUGGGGUAGAGGUAUUUCAGAGCUGGAUGAACAGUCACACCUGUAAACCUGGCAAGAUACAUCAAUCAUAUCAUAGUGGUUUAGAAGUUCAAUUUGCCCUCGUCUUCACAUGGGUCACAGGUGCUGAAUAUACAAUAUCGCCAAAACGAGUUUCCACUCGUACCGAAGCGUGCCAAUGUGCAAAGCGGGGAUAUAAUUACCCCAAACAUUUCACGGUUCGCCCUUUAAUCACAGAAAUAUUGUGUAAUCGAUAUCGUAUGUUCAAGAUCACCCGAUCGGAGACAUUGAUGCAACAAUGAAUGUAACUCCUGAUGGUAAGUCGCUCGCUAUUUCAAUGUGACGAGUUGCAUCUGCAGUCGCACUUUGUUCAGCGAAAAAGUUGUUUACAGAUCUUAAUACAUCGAAGCCAUCAUUAACUGAUGUUACUUAGACCACUAACAGCUAGAAUAGUUGUAAUACAGUGAGGAAACUACAAUGAAACAUUUAAUAACAAUUUAAAGAAAAGCUGACAUUUAAACAUGUUAUGAUUCAGAUGAUUAUUUUUAGCGGAGGCCUUGCUUGACUCGACUUGGGAGAGACCAGGUCAGCCUUCAAAUCAUUGUUAUGUAUGGUCCACUUGCGAGUUGAUUAUUGAAGUUUUAAAAUGUAAGGUUUCUUUACUUAGGAUAACUAACAUGCCUUUAACUUCAUGAGAUCUGAGAUUCUUCAGGGAAACCAAAAGCCAUUUCCUUAGCAGUAUGUUUUUUUUUUUGCAAUAUGCUCCUUGAGUACUCAGUCAUACUUGACCCGAACUUGAAGGCCUUUUUUACUCACGUUAGAAACAUGAAGAAUAAAUAUAUGUUUAUUUACACUGACGAUGUUGGUGUUAGUGUCCUAAUAUUUGAACUAAAAGUGAACUAAAAGCCGAAAGCCAGUGGUGUCAUGAUCAGUGGCAUGUAUUCAAAUGCCUUGAAACCACGGUAAAUUAGUUGUGCGUAUUCAUAAUCGACUUCCAUUAAUUCAAAGUCGGAAGCUUGUAAAAUUUUGAAUUUUCACUUUCGUGCUUUAUUGACACUUUCCGGGAUGGCCAAAUUUUGUAAGUUUCUUUCUGUUUUUGGACCCUGCACUACGUGUAGAGUUGUAGUUUCGAUUCGUGCCUUACACAUAUCAUAAUAUUAGGUAUUUAAUUACCUCAACUGUUAAAAUUUUUCAGGUAAAAUUUCCUUGGAGAUGAUGGACGAUUGAUUUAUUUUACUUUGUUUGUAUAUGUAUGACAGUUUCUCAUACUUUCCAAAUAUUUGUCCAUUUUCCUAUUUUACAUGUAUGUACUUCAUUGUCACUAAACACCUGCCCGCAAUGGUCAUCCGUUGAACGUCUACAAACUGGAAUGAUUUUGAAGAUAACUCUUUUUUUUUUUCGUUUUUAAAAGCUUUUGUUUUAGAACUCAAGGGGCCGCCGGGGCAUGCAAUCAGACGUAG